AACACUAAACUAAAAAAAACUUUAAAAAUGACAACAUAUAAAUUUCAACGAUUCGUUUCGGUGAUUAGUCUGAAGCUGAGCGAAUAGACAAGCAGAGCGCAAAUUUUUCUUAGAACGUGAUAUUAUUAACUAAAAAUGUUGAAAAUAUUUUUUAUAUUGGCAUUUAGUCAAAUUAGUUGGUGCUCGAAAUUCCAAUCAUCAAAGAUUCCACAGUGCCAUGUGGGAGACACAAAUUGCAUAAAAGAAAUAACAAAUCUUGUUUUGUCACAAUUCUACGGAGGUGAACCCAAUGUAGCUCUAUCUCAGUUGGAUCCGUUGAAAAUACAGCGCAUGGGAAUUAAACAAGGAGGAAAUUCACCUGUUAAUAUUGACCUGACGUUCGAAAACGUUGAAUUGCAUGGAUUAAAAAAUUUUGUGUGCUAUUCCGUUAAAGGUUUUGGCGAAGAUCCAAGGGGUCAGUAUGAAAUGAAAUUAAGAGGCCCAUAUUUCAUUUUGAAGGGACCCUAUAAUAUCAAGGGUCAAAUAUUAGUGCUUCCCAUUCAAGGUCGAGGUGUUUCUAAUUUUACACUUUUAAACCCGGAAUUGCACGUUAUUUGGACUGGAAAAACGAAGAAAAAGAAUGGAAAAACACAUUUAUAUACAGAUGACCUGAAGAUGACUUUUAAGAUUACAAGAAUGCAGGCUUAUUUCGGAAAUUUAUUCGGAGGUAAUCCAGCCUUAGGUGAAGGUACAAAUCGAUUUUUAAACGAAAAUUGGCAAGACAUUUUCAAUGAAAUCAAGGAGUCAAUAUUUGACGCAUUUUCUCUCAUUAUUCAAACUCAUUUGAACAAUAUGUGGGCGCAUCAUAACUAUCUUCAAAUGUUCAAACAACUUUAAAAAUUAAACAAAGCUCCAAAAUAAAAUCUCAAGAUUUUAAGAAGACAAAUAAAUAUAGACAAAUUUGAAUUGAUACCUUAAAUGUGAAAAAGUAAUACUUAAUCAGAUAGAGCAUACGUCAAGUAUUCGAUGUAGUGACCCAAUGAGAUAAUAAACAUAAUCUCUAAGAUUCAAUUUAAUAUUUCGAAAAGACGAAUUUAAUCAUAAAUUUAAUAAACAAGUUAACAUCAUAAAGUUCAUUUAAGAAGGGAAGAUGGGGUGUAACGAUACACUUUUUGGUUUUGAUCAAAUUGUCAGCCAAAUUAAAAAAUAUAGGAAAAAUGCUUGAAAGUGAAUAAAAAAUUACACAUUUCUGCAUCGUUAAA
This is a messenger RNA of Contarinia nasturtii (swede midge), 1241 nucleotides long. Its product is annotated as protein takeout-like. The coding region runs from base 136 to 876 and encodes 246 amino acids. The transcript has 9 exons. The record is from RefSeq and is a predicted model, not a curated record. NCBI's taxonomy places the organism in Eukaryota, Metazoa, Arthropoda, Insecta, Diptera, Cecidomyiidae.